GCGUUCCGCCCCGCCAGCAGGUGUCGCCUUCCCAGCGGACACACACAAGAUGGCGGCGACGGAGGCAGCGGGCGGCGGCUGUGAGGGGAUUCUGUGACGGCGCCGCCAUGUUGGUGAGGGCAUUAACGGCGCCCGGGCUGCGCCGGUGGUGCCAGGGCCAGCGGGGCGCGGCCGCCGCCUGUUUCCCGCUGGGGCGGGCGCUGCUGGGCGUGAGGGGCGCCGAGGCCGCCGUGUUCCUGCAGGGGCUGCUCACCAAUGACGUCACGCAGCUGGUAGCGGAGGGCGACGCCCCCACCGCGCUCUACGCGCACGCGCUGAACGUGCAGGGCCGCUGCCUGUAUGACGUCAUCCUGUACAGGCUCCACGGGAGCACAGCAGAGGAGCCUCACAUCCUGCUGGAGUGUGACAGCAGCGUGCUGGACUCCAUCCAGCAACACCUGAAAGUCUACAAGAUCCGCAGGAAAGUCACCAUCGCCCCCUGCCCUGACCUCUCCCUGUGGGCUGUCCUCCCUGGGGACACCGGUUCCCUCCCAAAAUGUGCAGACCAGGCUCUGCUCCUAACCCCUGACCCCAGGGCAGAAGUCAUGGGCUGGAGACUGAUUGCAAAGAAAGGAGCAAAUGUGUCAGAGAUUAUCCCUGGGAGCCAAGUUGGAGACAUUCAGGAUUACCACAGGCACAGGUAUAAACAAGCUCAGCCUAGCCUCCACUCUAGGCCAGAUCACACAAGGCACCACCCUGCUGCCUUUGUUCUCUCCCUAGGAAUCCCCGAAGGGGUGAAAGAUCUCCCCCCUGGAGUGGCCCUCCCCCUGGAAUCCAACCUGGCCUUCAUGAACGGCAUCAGCUUCACCAAGGGCUGCUACAUCGGGCAGGAGCUGACGGCCAGGACGCACCACGUGGGCGUGAUCCGCAAGCGCCUGCUGCCCGUCAGCUUCCCGGGGCCCCUUCCCCGUGCCGGCAUUCCUGAGGGUGCCGAGAUCCUCACCCAGGCAGGGAAACGUGCUGGGAAGUUCCGUGCUGGAGGAGGGGAGCUGGGCAUAGCCCUGCUGAGGCUGGCUCACCUCCACGAGCCGCUCUGCGUGCCCCUGGCAGGGGACAGGGUGGAGCUCAGAGCCACCACACCCGAGUGGUGGCCCAAAGGUGCUGCUAAGUAGGUGAGGGAGCAGCUUAGGGAGAGGUUGGGUUGGGGAUUUGGGAAUGCUGCUCUUCAGGGGAGGGGUCUUGCAGGAUUCCUCAAAUUGGGAUAAACAGCGGGAACCCAAAGCUGUGGCAGAUCACUGGGGUGGAUCUGCCGUGGGGAGAAAAAUCCAGGGAAUUGCAGCUUUUCCUGAGGGUAAGCCCUACUUUUUUAGGGGUGCCUAAAAAAGUUGUUGGGUUGGACCCUAUUUAGGGGGUGCCCUGUGUUGUUGGGUUGGACUUUGGAUGGAUCUCCAGGUCGACACUCACUCCCUCAGACUGUGCUCUCCCAAGCAAUGGGAUCAGGAGUUUCCCUGUUCCAUGCACUGAUUUUUUCAGUUCAGAAUAACCAUUCUGAGGUAUUAUAAUUCUGUUAGUUUAUUUUUUUUUUAAUGGAGGUCAUGCUGCUCUUAUUAAGAUGUAUUCUCAGGCUGAAGUUUUUUGCUGCACAUUGCUCCUUGCAUUGAGCUUCUUCAACUUGCUGAUGGGGCUGGUGUUUCUUCCCACCACUGGAAUUGUGUUCAAAAAGAUGAACAUCUUGUGCUUCACCUGUCAGACCUUGAUUUUAACUCAUCCCAGCUGGGAAAAAAAGGUCUCAAACCUCCUGUCCUGUCUCCUGCUUGGUGCCAGUGGAGGGAGCAGGCCAGUUCCUCUGACUCCUUUCACUCAAACCAUUUUUUGGGAGAAGAAAAGGAUAUUUUUAGUGCCACCUAUGCUGGCCUUGCUGAGGAAAGAUUUUCAC
Onychostruthus taczanowskii (white-rumped snowfinch) is the source of this 1915-nucleotide messenger RNA. RefSeq names its product iron-sulfur cluster assembly factor IBA57 (gene IBA57). NCBI's taxonomy places the organism in Eukaryota, Metazoa, Chordata, Aves, Passeriformes, Passeridae. The transcript is spliced from 3 exons. Bases 108 to 1151 code for a protein of 347 amino acids. Gene Ontology annotation, cellular component: mitochondrial matrix. The record is from RefSeq and is a predicted model, not a curated record. Gene Ontology annotation, molecular function: protein binding.